This is a messenger RNA of Cinara cedri, 770 nucleotides long. NCBI's taxonomy places the organism in Eukaryota, Metazoa, Arthropoda, Insecta, Hemiptera, Aphididae. The record is from the annotation of a GenBank genome assembly.
CUAUAGUGAUGUAUUUUAACGCCAUGCCACAAGACAACGAUCAAAACUACAAUGCAAUUUACAAAUUAUACUGUGAUAUUGCUAGAUACACUAUAAGUAGUAACAAAUUAGAAAAUCUUCAAGAUUUACAAAAAAGAUUAAGGCAAGAACAGAAAAUUAAUCUAUUGGAGAAGCAUGAAAAUCAAACUCUAGGAGGAGGAGUUUUAAAUCUUGCAGUUAAAUGGAAUAAUCCACGUGUUGUUGAAUUUCUUUUAAUAAAUAUUAACAAAGAACAAUUAAAGCUUGAUCUUAACAGUAAGGAAUAUAAAGAAUAUCAAACAUUAAAGAAAAAAGCCGAAAAAAUUGCCAUUAAAAAUGGUAACUCUGAAAUAAUCGAGUUGUUUACAGAUUAUAAGGAAAUACCUAAUAAAACUAAAAAGUUUAAUACUGACAGUAAGUUAUGCGUUGAAACAAUCGCUCAAAAUAGAGAGAAUACUUUUUAUGAUAUUAACAGUAAAAUAGUACCUCAUUAUCAGACAAGAAGGGAUUUUCGUAUUGCUCUAGGAAAGGAUUAUAUGGGAGGUAUUGUGACAGGAGUACUUGUUGUUGCUGCUAUCAUGCACCUUUCUGACGCUUUUAAAGCGGUUUUUGGUGCCUUGGCUAUACUUGUUGCAAUAGGUACUGGCUUGCAUAUAAAAAAUUCUACAAUACCAAGUUACGUGGAAAUGCAAGAAAAUAGUGUUAAAUGUGCAAGUCAACAGAGGGGCUAUGCUUAACAUAGCUGCCUUAUA